AUGCCGCCGGCCCCGGCCGCGCUGCUCCUCGCGGCGCCCGCGGGGCUGUCGCUGGGCCUGGCGCCCUGGCGGCCGUGCCUGCGGGCCCCGCCGCCCAGGCUGCGGCUCCGGCUGCGUGCCGCGAGGAUCCGCGCGGCGGCGACCGUCAACGGCGAGUUCGGCGGGCUCGGCAGGCGCCGCCUCGACGCCGGCGAGUUCAUCGGGCGGCUGCGGAACGUGCUGCCGGGGGGCAGCUGGUGGCGCCUCGAGGACGAGGACGCGGGCGGGGCCGGCCGCGCCGAGGCCAGCGGGGCCACGGCCGCCUCCGCGCUCAGCCGGAUGUGGGCCCUCGUAUCCAACGACCGAUGGGUCAUCUUCGCCGGCUUCGCGUCGCUCGUCUGCGCCGCGCUCGCGGAGAUCGCUAUCCCCCAUCUGCUCGCGGCCUCCAUCUUCUCCGCGCAGAAUGGAGGGGCCGUCUUCUACCGGAACGCCAAGCUUCUGGUUGUUCUGUGUAUGAUUUCCGGAGUGUUUAGUGGUGUGCGAAGCUGCUGUUUUGGUAUUGCCAACAUGAUAUUGGUUAAACGAAUGAGAGAAAUGCUGUUUGAUUCCAUCCUUUCUCAGGAUAUUGCGUUUUUCGAUGAAGAAACUGUCGGAGAUUUGACAAGUAGGCUUGGUUCUGACUGCCAGCAAGUGUCUAGAGUUAUUGGCAAUGAUCUUAAUUUGAUUUCACGCAAUUUGCUUCAGGGUAUAGGAGCACUGAUUUAUCUUCUAAUCUUAUCAUGGCCUCUUGGACUGUGCACUAUGCUUACUUGUGGGACAUUGUCGACAAUUAUGCUAGUUCAUGGACGGUAUCAGAAAAAGGCCUCUAAAUUUGCACAAGAGUUCACUGCAAGUGCCAAUAAUGUUGCUCAAGAAGCGAUAAGUUUGGUUAGAACAGUGCGAGUGUAUGGGACGGAAAAGCAAGAGUUCAAAAGGUAUGCGAAGUGGCUGGAUAAGCUGUAUGAUGUGAGCUUUCGACAGACGAUGGCUUAUGGAGGCUGGAGCUUGAGCUUGAAUUAUCUGUACCAUUCUACUCAGGUUGUUGCUGUUUUGAUUGGAGGAAUAGCAAUCAUGAAUGGGAAGUUCACUGCCGAGCAACUGACAAAAUUCACACUCUACGCCGAGUGGCUGAUUUUGUCUACCUGGUGGAUUGGAGACAAUUGGUCCUCCCUGAUGCAGUCUGUUGGAGCAAGUGAAAAAGUCUUCCGGUUGAUGGAUCUCUUGCCUAGCAGGCAGCUUACCUCUAAAGGCCUCAGGUUACAGAAGCUGGAAGGACGAAUUCAAUAUGCAGAUGUAGAAUUUUCAUAUCCUUCAAGACCUUCAGCACCAAUUUUGAGAAGACUGAAUCUAACACUCAAUCCAAAUGAAGUAGUUGCAAUUGUUGGUCUUAGUGGAAGUGGCAAGAGUACUAUAGUUAACCUACUACUUCAACUAUAUGAACCUACAAAUGGGCAAAUAUUAAUAGAUGGUGUCCCACUCAGCGAACUUGACACCAGAUGGUUCAGGGAAAGAAUUGGUUUUGUGGGACAGGAGCCUAAGCUAUUCCGGAUGGAUGUUAGUUCUAAUAUUAAGUAUGGCUGCCCAAGAGAAGUUAGCCAGGAAGAAGUUGAGUGGGCUGCAAAACAGGCUUAUGCUCACGAUUUCUUAAUGGCUCUUCCUGAUGGUUAUAACACCAUUGUCGACGAUGCUCUUCUUAGUGGAGGCCAAAAGCAACGCGUCGCUAUUGCAAGGGCCCUUCUGAGGGACCCGGCCAUCUUAGUACUCGACGAAGCCACUAGUGCACUUGAUGCCGAGAGUGAACAUUAUGUGAAGAGUGUCAUCACAGAAGUUAGCACUGAUCCUAAGGCUCGAAGAACCGUGAUUAUCAUAGCUCACAGGCUGUCUACGAUUCAAGCGGCUGACAGAAUCAUUGUGAUGGAAAAUGGCAGUAUUGUGGAGGACGGAAAGCACAGCGACCUUGUCAAGCAGGAUGGAUUGUAUUCAAGAUUAGCGCAGCGACAAAAUGAUGCUCUCCCGUAG
Molecule: messenger RNA, 2037 nt
Organism: Triticum turgidum subsp. durum (durum wheat)
Lineage: Eukaryota; Viridiplantae; Streptophyta; Magnoliopsida; Poales; Poaceae
Source: the annotation of a GenBank genome assembly